Eutrema salsugineum is the source of this 3006-nucleotide messenger RNA. RefSeq names its product BTB/POZ domain-containing protein NPY5. Bases 1032 to 2771 code for a protein of 579 amino acids. Gene Ontology annotation, molecular function: protein binding. NCBI's taxonomy places the organism in Eukaryota, Viridiplantae, Streptophyta, Magnoliopsida, Brassicales, Brassicaceae. The transcript has 5 exons. The record is from RefSeq and is a predicted model, not a curated record.
UUUGUCUGAAGAGAAGGGGGCACACAAGUAAGUGCUUUGUCAGAUUUCGCGUGCAUUUCUACAGAAAAAGCUUUACACACCUUUCUCUCUCUAUCUCGCCUUCUUCCUCUUCUCUCUUUCAGUUUUUUGGCUCCUUUCUCCAUUUUUUUUCUUUACUUUUCUCAGUUUCCAAAAUACAAGAAAGAAGAAAGCAUCCAUUUUUAUAACGAGAGGUCACUGUUUGAUCGCUUAAGAAAAAGAACAAAGUAGAAUCUUUUAUCAUCAACCUGAUCUGAGUCGUGCUUAAUUCGAAGAAAGGUUUCUGAUCUGUUUUGGUUUGUAGCGCCAUUUUGUGUUCAUGGGGUUUAAAGUUGAAGAACACAGCUCAUACUUUUGAUUUUAUCUAAUUUUGUGGGGCUCUGUCAAGACUAAAGAGAGAGAAAGAGGAGAGAGAGAAGAUAAAUUUACACGAUUAUAUAGCAAUUAGAUUUUCUGGUGAUGGCUCAUGAUUAGGAGAGCUUCAAAAAACUGAAGUUGGCUUCUGAAGAAGAAAAGAAACAGAGAUUUACUACCAAACGACGACGCUUUAUAGCCAUCGCCCAUAAACCCAACAAAGACUCGAGCUUUGGAUUCGUUUGUUGUUGUUUAUUUCACAGUGGACGACUAAAAUAAAAAGAGAUAAAAAGGGUUUCACGUGUUUCUGUGUAUGUGAAUGUGUGAAGCACUUUGAAAAAAGAGAAGAAUUUGAUUAUUAAAAAAGAGUUUAUCUGUGUGUGUUUGUGUCAGUAAAUUCGAGCUUUCAAGUGGGUGUUUUGUGCAUCUCUAAGUUUUCUCUUUUAUAUCAAUUUUUUUUCCCUUUUCUCAAUGUUUUCUUUGAGAUGUGAGACUCCAUUAACAAUGUUUCCUUAAGUGUCUGUGAGACCCUUUUUCCUUCCAGAGUCUUUCAUUCUCUGUUUCUGACUCGGGAAGCAUUCUUGGGAGAGUGGAAACACAGUUUACAGUUUUGAGUCUUUUUAGCUUUCUGUUUGAGAUCUCUUCACUAAUUCAAGACCAUGAAGUUCAUGAAACUUGGAUCCAAACCUGAUUCGUUUCAAUCUGAAGGAGACAAUGCAAGGUAUGUAUCAAGCGAUUUAGCUACAGAUGUUAUUGUAGUCAUUGGCGAUGUCAAAUUCUAUCUUCACAAGUUUCCAUUGCUGUCGAAAAGCGCACGCUUGCAGAAACUAAUCGCAGCAACAUCAUCAACAAACGACGACAAUCAGAUUCAUCAUCAAGAAGAUGAGAUUGAAAUAGCAGAGAUUCCUGGUGGUCCUGCUUCGUUUGAGAUCUGUGCUAAAUUCUGCUACGGAAUGACUGUUACUCUAAACGCUUACAACGUAGUCGCUGCUCGCUGCGCCGCUGAGUUUCUCGAAAUGUACGAAACCGUCGAAAAAGGAAACCUUGUUUACAAGAUUGAAGUUUUCUUGAAUUCGAGCAUACUCCAAACCUGGAAAGAUUCGAUCAUCGUGCUUCAGACCACGAGAGCUCUGUCUCCAUACGCUGAAGAACUGAAGCUAACCGGUCGUUGUCUUGACUCCAUCGCCUCUAGAGCUUCGAUCGACACUUCGAAAGUCGAGUGGUCUUACACUUACAACAAAAAGAAGAAUCUUGACAACGGAUUGAGAAAACCUCAGGCGGUUCCUGUAGAUUGGUGGGUCGAGGAUCUUUGUGAUCUUCAUAUCGAUUUGUAUAAACGAGCGAUCGCUACGAUCGAAGCAAGAGGGAAAGUUUCUGCUGAUGUUAUCGGAGAAGCAUUGCACGCUUACGCGGUUAGAAGGAUUCCGGGAUUCAGCAAAACCGGUUCGGUACAAAUCACUGACUUUGCGAAAUACAGAGCAUUGGUUGAUUCCAUCGUUGAGCUGAUUCCUGAUGAGAGACGCAGCGUUUCUUCGAGUUUCUUGACUAAGUUAUUGCGGGCUUCGAUCUUUCUUGGCUGUGAUGAAGAAACAGAGUUAAAAAACAGAGUAGGCGAGAGAUUAGACGAGGCGAGUUUGGGUGAUGUUAUGCUUUAUGAUGUUGAUUUGAUGCAGAGCUUAGUUGAGGUUUUCUUGAAAUCUCGGGACGCGAGGAAUCACUCUGAACAGGAUGAUUUAACAGCGAAAGCAUCGGUUGCGAAACUCGUUGAUGGUUACUUAGCUGAGAAAUCGAGAGAUUCGAGUAAUUUGCCUCUUCAUAAGUUCCUUGCACUUGCGGAAAUGGUCUCGAACUUUCCGAGACAGUCUCAUGAUGGAGUUUAUCGCGCGAUCGACAUGUUUCUCAAGGAACAUCCGGAGAUCAACAAGAGCGAGAAGAAGAGAAUCUGCAGGCUAAUGGACUGUAGAAAACUAUCGGUUGAAGCUUGUGCGCAUGCGGUUCAAAACGAGCGGUUACCGAUGCGUGUGGUGGUGCAAGUGCUCUUCUUUGAACAGGUAAGAGCCAACAACAACGGUUCAUCAUCAACGGGAAACAGCACGCCGGAGAUAAUUCCGGCUUCAAGAUCAACAAACACUGAAGAAGACACCGAGUGUUGGGACACAGAAGAUAUCAAAGCAUUGAGGGGUGAGUUAGCGAAUCUAAGACUCGCAAAGAAUCAACAACAAGAGAACAGUAAAGGGAAGUUGAUGAAAGGAGGAGGAUUGGGAGUUUCUAGAGUGUUCUCGAAGCUUUGGUCUGGUAAAGAGAGAAGUGCAGAGAUGAUGAGUAGCUCAGGGACUUCGAGUCCUGGUUCUGUUAAUGAUGACUCUAAGUCUUCUUCUUCUACUAGCAAGAAGCAUUAGCAGAAGCAAGAAGCAGAAAAGAUUUCAUCUUUUUUUUUUAGGUUGCUCAAAUGUUCAUCCCAUGACUAACUUUUUUUUCUCUUUGCCAAGAUCCAAUUUCUCAGAGUUACCAUUUUGUUGUCUUUUGAUUCCCUUUGGUGUCCUUCCUUAGUAGCUAUGGUGUUUAGAUGUUUUUUUUUUUUUGGCUUUGUUAUCACUUUAAAAUGGAAGUGUUAAAAACAAAGAAAUGGUUCUU